AUGGCAAAGCUCACUACCAUCUGCUUCCUUACUCUCCUCUUCAUCAGCACUUUAGCGGAGAUCAAUGCACUUGAAGACCAGUGCACCCACUCCUUGGGGUGUAGAGGCUCUCUAUUUACAUGCCUCAAGGACUGUAGAAAGAAGUUCCGUGGCUUCGUUGGGAAAUGCACUAAGCGUCCGCUCUUGGCCGUGCCACCAGACUCGCCACCAGGCCGCUUCACAUCGCCACCAGGCCGCAGCAAAAUCGGUUGCAGUUGCUUUUGCACUUGCAUAAGCAAAAACAAGAAAGGUGGAAAAUGUUCACCUAAGGCGCCACCACCACCGCCUAAGCCACCAACGGUCUUUAAAGUCUUCCCGUGA
Molecule: messenger RNA, 360 nt
Organism: Ilex paraguariensis (yerba mate)
Lineage: Eukaryota; Viridiplantae; Streptophyta; Magnoliopsida; Aquifoliales; Aquifoliaceae
Source: the annotation of a GenBank genome assembly